Molecule: messenger RNA, 1101 nt
Organism: Aureococcus anophagefferens
Lineage: Eukaryota; Pelagophyceae; Pelagomonadales; Pelagomonadaceae
Exons: 1
Biological process (GO): ribosomal large subunit assembly; rRNA processing
Cellular component (GO): preribosome, large subunit precursor
Molecular function (GO): ATP binding; ATP hydrolysis activity
Source: RefSeq, a predicted model, not a curated record
GCGAACGCGGGGGCCGCCGCGGCCGACGUCCGCGCGGCGCGGGCCGCGGCCGGCGCCGCGCUCGUCGCGCGCGCGGCCGCGCGCGCGCCCGGCGGCGCCUUCGCCGCCGACGUCGCGGCCGCGCUGCGCUGGGACGCGGCGGGCCCGGCGCCCGCGCGCGCCGGCGGCGCCUUCGGCGCGCCGCCCUUCGCCGUCGCCGUCGCCGACGGCGCGGGCGCCGCGGGCGGCGGCGGCUUCUGCUUCGUCGCGCCGACGACGGCGGCGAACGCGCGGCGCGUGCUCCGCGCCUGCGUGCUGCCCCGGGCCGUGCUCCUCGAGGGGCCGCCGGGCGUCGGCAAGUCCGCGCUCGUGUCCGCGCUCGCGCGCCGCGCGGGCCGCGCGCUCCACCGCGUGAACCUGAGCGAGCACACGGACCUCGGCGACCUCCUCGGCGGCGACCUGCCCUGCGCCGAGGGCGCCGUCGCCGCCUUCGAGUGGCGCGACGGGCCGCUGCUGACCGCCGUGCGCCGCGGCGACUGGGUGCUCCUCGACGAGCUCAACCUCGCGCCGCAGCCCGUGCUCGAGGGGCUCAACGCCGUGCUCGACCACCGCGCGGCGCUCUUCGUGCCCGAGCUCGGCGAGAGCUUCCCCUGCGCGCCGGGCUUCCGCCUCUUCGCGACGCAGAACCCGGCGGCGGACGGCAACGCGGGGCGCCGCGGCCUGCCCAAGUCCUUCGUGGACCGCUUCGGCCGCGUCGCCGUCGAGGGCCUCGGGCCCGCGGACCUCGUCGCCAUCGCGUCCCACGCCUACGCGCUCGACGACGCCGAGGGCGCCCUGGGGGCCUGCGCGGCGCUCCUCGCGGAGCUCCGGGACUCGGGCGCGCUCGGCGCCGGCGGCGACGUCAACGCGCGCGACCUCGAGCGCUGGUGCGAGGUGCUCGCGGCCGAGGGCGGCGGCGCGACGCGCGCGCGGGGCCGCGACGCGGCGCUGCGGCUCUUCCUGCCGCGGUGCCGCGACGACGCCGCGCGCGCCGCCGUCGCCGCCGCCGUCGACGCGCGCCUCGGCGCCGGGCCAGCGGCCGCGGCGACGCCGCGCGUCGCGCUCCCGGCCGGCGCCGUCGGC